AUGGUCCAGUGUACCCCGGUCGCUACACACCUUCAUAAAUCAUCCACAACUAUCACAACCUGCACGACAUCAGCAGAGAUAAAAACCGUUAGUUCGUGUGGUGAUAUCACAGAGACUGCAGCAGCUAGCACAACCACUGUCACCGCUGCUUGCAGACAAGCAACCGGUUGGGCCAACGUGGUGGAUGGAGAUGACUUUCCCAUUUACCAGACCCUUGGACAGGCUUCCCCUGGUAGCAUUAGAGCAUCGGGCCCUGCGUCCGCUACCAACAGAUCCUUAGCACCAUCGCGGCUAGGCACGAGUUCUACCGUACUUCAAGGAUCUGCAGUGGCCUCUUCUGCACGUCUGGUACCUGUGCCUAGUUCUAUGCACCAGGGACCUGGAAACGGCUCGUCUGUACCCCGGGGAGCUUCCCUGGGAACUAGGGCUAGUCAUUCAGGACCUUUGAUCACGGGUCCUAGCUCGGAAAACCCUUUGCGUACACCACUCACAGUCAGUGUGUCCGCAACCACCCCCAGUUGCAUGGCAGAUGGGGCUCCCUGGUUCAGUCCGAGCAGCUGGUGCUACUGUGGACCGAGCUCAACCUACCCAACGUUGCUGGCAACUUCUAAUGCUACAACUGCAAAUUGCGCAUACACAUCACUGCCGGCAUCAACCAUCCAGCCAGUGACUAUAAGCGCGCCGCCAAUGAACAUCCCAGGUAAAUAUGGGGUACCAGGUUGUGCGGCAGUAGCUUCCAGUGAUGGAAAGUCCGCCUACUGCAACUGUGGUGGCACGCCCGCUCCCACCCUCAGUCCCACAGCGGACGGGCUCUUGAACUGUGCUUACACCGUCCAACCUACCAGCUCCUACAAUCCACAGCAAUCAACUGCUACUCCUCCGCCGCCGCCCUCACUCCCGUACACUCCUGGGCAGUGCAAUGUGCAUAUCUGGGAAGCCCUUGGGCAGGAAAUAAGCGAUCCCCAGGUCAUCAUCAACGUCAUAAUCACAGAUGCGGACGGCAACAGUAUUGGUAAUAACUCCGGCUCCUUGGACUGGGGUCAAACCCUGGAGACCAACAGUGAGCUCCCAUGGACCCUGCAGGUGACUCCGCAAAAGAAAUAUAGCAGCCGGAGGCGCUUGUUUGGGACAUUUCUUAGAAAGAGAGUGGGUGGACCUAUCCCGAUGAGGCCGAUAUACAAGCAUGGUCCAGUUGAUUUCGCGUACGCCUCGCAAAAGUGGGACACCAGUUCAUCCCAAUGCUCUGUUGGAGACUGGGAUGAUGGCAAUGCCAAUGACAUCUUUGGAACCCUAAUAUUUGGGGAUAAAUUUCUCCCCAAUCGCCAGAUGGAUUGCAAAUUUGAGUGCUCGGCAUUGGCUGCCAGUAGUGGAAAACGGGACAUGCACGGCGAUGACGACAAAAUAGGCCGAGAAGAUGUGAAAAGUAAUCCUUCACCGACGACUGCCAAUUAUAAUCCGACUCCGAUUGACGAGCAUCUCUUUAAGAUGCAAGGAGCAUUGAGCCGUCGCAUCAAUCACGGUGCAGCCUGGGUCAAGUAUGCGCCGAGCGGAGCCCGAUAUUACAAAGCCUGGCAAGACAAGGCGGGUGAGGACACUGUCUACCAAUGCAACUUUGAUAAUGACUUCGAAUUACAUUCACCCGUAAAACGUGUACAACCAGUAAGGGGCAUUCGACCCGUACUGGAAGGUGCAGGAUACAGCAUCGGCCGGGAGUACUACGCCGUCUCGGCGUAUGGUCCUAAGGAUAACCCCAUUUCCGACUUCACUAACACCAUCAGCGCCAGCCAGGGCGUCUUUCUAGCCAACGCGAACAACCGUGGUGCCCUACCCUCGGACCCGGCCGACCCUCGCUACAUUAGCACAUUCCCGAAUGGCCGGGAUCCCAUCCCCUGGCAGUUCUCCUCGGUCGCCUGGGAAAUGUGGAAGAGAACUGUGCUAGCGGAGAAUCCAAACUGGGUGGCAGAUCCAUCACAAGCAGAUUAUUCCGGUAUUAAGUCUUUCUGGCGUCGUGAGAUUGACAAUUCCGACACUGUAUCUAUCCUAACUGAGGCCUUUGCUGGCAAGGAUAUUACCUCCAUCCAGACAUGGUACCCCACUGAUUCUAACCAGGACUCAAAUCCUUUCUGGGCACUACUAGGGAGCCCGAAUGGAAAUGGAAUACAACACUUCUUAACGGACAACAAGGUAGCCCUCAAAGGAAAGGGGAUUAUUAGUAUUAGUGCGACGACAAUAGGGGAUGACUUUGGGCGUUCAUUUACUAUGUGGGCUACCUUUGGAUAA
Molecule: messenger RNA, 2280 nt
Organism: Aspergillus tanneri
Lineage: Eukaryota; Fungi; Ascomycota; Eurotiomycetes; Eurotiales; Aspergillaceae
Exons: 1
Coding region: 1-2280 (759 amino acids)
Source: RefSeq, a predicted model, not a curated record